Molecule: messenger RNA, 696 nt
Organism: Eptesicus fuscus (big brown bat)
Lineage: Eukaryota; Metazoa; Chordata; Mammalia; Chiroptera; Vespertilionidae
Gene: CRYBA4
Product: crystallin beta A4
Exons: 8
Coding region: 1-696 (231 amino acids)
Biological process (GO): lens development in camera-type eye; visual perception
Molecular function (GO): structural constituent of eye lens
Source: RefSeq, a predicted model, not a curated record
AUGCAUUUCUGGUUUUCCAUGAGCAAGGACGUCACCAUGAUCCUGUGGAUUAUUCGCACUUUUGUCCUUGCUGCUCACUUGCCGAGUCGGGCCUUCGUGUCCCGGAGGGCCUCUGCCCUCCCUGCCUAUAAGAGCCCGACCUCGGCUGGUCCCAGGCCCGGCAUGUUGUGUGGCUCCGUCUCGGAGGAGGGCAACAUGACCCUGCAGUGCACCAAGCCCGCGGGGCACUGGAAGAUUGUGGCCGACGCCAAAACAACGGGCCAGUCCCCCCUGCAGGAUAACCCCGGGUCUGGAACUCUGGGGGAGGGGGCUCUGAGGGGUGAGUACCCCUGCUGGGGCGCCUGGAGUGGCAACACGGCCUACCCCGCCGAGAGGCUCACCUCCUUCAGGCCUGUGGCCUGUGCUAACCACCGGGACUCGAGGCUGACCAUCUUUGAGCAGGAGAACUUCCGGGGCAGAAAAGGAGACCUGAGUGAGGACUGCCCCUCCCUCCAGGCCCUGGGAUGGGGUGGCAAAGAAGUGGGCUCCUUCCGCGUCCAGUCAGGGGCCUGGGUUUGUUCCCAGCUCCCCGGCUCCCGAGGUUUUCAGUGCGUGCCGGAGAGCGACCGCCACUCAGGCGACUACAGGCAUUUCCGAGCGUGGGGCACGCAGGCGCAGACCUUCCAGGUGCAGAGCGUCCACAGGAUCCAGCAGUGA